AUGCCUGUCGCCAGCAAAAGAAAAAGACGCUUAAGUAUUCGCUGCGUCGGCCUGGGCCAACGUCGGUACAAGUUUGUGUCUGAUGAUAGAGCCCCGACGCUGGCCGACAGUGCUGUUCUCCGCCCGAAGGAACCUGGAACUGGGUCCCAUGCGCACUAUGCCCCACCUUUUAAUGCGGUCAUAUUAACUCGCAUCCCGCCUAACGAUACCACUCAGCUUGUGAAUGCUUUCACGAACAAGAUAAAACCCACGGUCGGCGUCCAGUACAACCUGGCCUGGACUUACGGGGACUACCUCAGCUAUGUUCCAGCUCGCCUUGGCGCGAACGAGGUUCUAGAUAGUGCCACGGACACUUUUUUGGCCGCCGUUGCGACAUUAUCAGAUCCCCUCGGUGCUCGCAGCAACCAUGUCCUGCUCGAAAAGUACGGACGGACUUUGGCCAGUCUAAGAAAGUGUUUAGAUGACCCCAUCAAGGCGAAAACCUCGGAAACACUGUGCGCCAUCCUGUUCCUGUGGAAUUGCCAACAGUUCAUAUGGCAGUCGAAUGGACCCAUCACCACACAUGCGGACGGGGUUGCCCAGAUCCUCAGAUUGAGAGGCUGUGCCGAGAAGUACCAGGACCCAUUUGAAUCGAACUUACUGCUCUCGCUUCGUGCCGUUGUGCUCUUUGACUCCCUAUUCAAUGGCCGGAUCUAUUUCAGUGACCAAGAGUGGGUUGCCAUGUUUGACAACCAACUUCAUGAACUCAGUCCUGAAGGACAAGCAGUACAGUGCUUGACUCGCGUACCGAACCUGAUGCGACGGAGCAGGGCUGCGCUGAUGGGAGAUCUAUAUCAUCGGGAUGAACUUCCCGACUUGCAAGAACAGGCACAUAGGCUUCGCGCAGAUCUCGAGCCCGCUCUGUCCAAGGUUCGUCGGCGAUGGCUUCAAAACUCGACAAACUCAGAUACUCUUGUCCCAGGGAAGCCUCAAUUGGCCGGCCUGUGGCAUUGCCACUUCCUGCGAACAUACUGCCUCGGUCUCGCUAUUGCCAUUUUCAUUAACGAGGCACGGCUUGCCUUGUGCUUGGACGCGCCUGAUAUUGUGCAGGAGUCACACGAAUUUGCACUAGAAAUCCUGAAUUUGGCCCGGAUGGCAGCCCAAUACCGCCCACUGGGUGCAUCUGCUGUAAGCAUAUGUCUUCUAGCCGCAGAGCUUGGGGCAGAAGACGACGAGACCAAAACAGCCGUAAAGAGAUUGCGCGUCGAGUAUGCCCGCGAUUUUCAUGGAGUCAAAGAAGUGGAGGACUGCCAGGGCUUGCAAUUGAUCUGUGGCCGUGAGUGGUCUCGAUUGCUCGCUCGGGACAUAGUGUAA
Molecule: messenger RNA, 1353 nt
Organism: Cladophialophora bantiana CBS 173.52
Lineage: Eukaryota; Fungi; Ascomycota; Eurotiomycetes; Chaetothyriales; Herpotrichiellaceae
Exons: 4
Coding region: 1-1353 (450 amino acids)
Source: RefSeq, a predicted model, not a curated record